This is a messenger RNA of Tupaia belangeri chinensis (Chinese tree shrew), 1362 nucleotides long. Its product is annotated as butyrophilin-like protein 9. Gene Ontology annotation, cellular component: external side of plasma membrane. Gene Ontology annotation, molecular function: signaling receptor binding. Gene Ontology annotation, biological process: regulation of cytokine production; T cell receptor signaling pathway. Bases 1 to 1362 code for a protein of 453 amino acids. The record is from RefSeq and is a predicted model, not a curated record. The transcript is spliced from 12 exons. Lineage: Eukaryota; Metazoa; Chordata; Mammalia; Scandentia; Tupaiidae.
AUGACAGCCCAGAUCGGCUUCCUGUGGGACCUUGGCCCUGUCUCCCCACAGCUGGGGCCAGGCAGGCGCUGCUGGGUAAAAUUAGAAGCAGCUCACAACCUCCUGUGGCUUAGGAACCAGGGAGCCAGGUUGCCCCUGCGGAGCCUCCUCUCCCUGAGCCUGCUGGCCCUCCUGCUCUGGCCGGGGGCAACGAACCCAGGAGAGGUGACGGUGGUAGGCCCUGGGGAGGCCGUGCUGGCCCUCGUCGGGGAGGAGGUGGAGUUCCCGUGCCAUGUGUCGUCCUACCUGAACGCCGAGCACAUGGAGAUCCGCUGGUUCCGCGGCCAGGCCUCCGACGUGGUCCACCUGUACCAGGGGCGGCAGGCGCUCCCGGGCCCGCAGAUGGCGCAGUUCCGGAACAGGACCUCGCUGGUCCUGGACGAGCUCGCCUACGGCACCGUGAGCCUGCAGCUGCACCGCGUGGUCCCCGCCGACCAGGGGCCCUACGGCUGGCGCCUCCGCUCCAGCAACCGCUCCGCGGAAGCCAUCUGGCAGCUGGAAGUGGCAGGGCUGGGCUCAGACCCUCACCUGUCCCUCGAGGGCUUCACGGGAGGCGGCCUGCAGCUGAGGUGCAGGUCCAGUGGCUGGUACCCAGAGCCCAAGGCCCAGUGGACAGACCCGCAGGGACGAUGCCUGCCUCCGGAGUCGGAAGCCAUCACCCAGGACGCCCUGGGCCUGUUCAGCCUGGAGACGUCCGUGGUGGUCCCAGAGGGAGCCCACCGCAACGUGUCCUGCUCCAUCCAGAACCCCCUGCUGGUCCAGAAGAAGGAGCUGGUGGUCCAGAUCGCAGACGCGUUUCUGCCGGGACCCUCCCCCUGGAGGAGGGCUUUCCUGGGGACCCUGGUGGCCCUGCUGCUCCUCCUGGCGCUCCUGGUCAAGCUGGCGCUGCACUUCUUCAGGAAGCAACGGAGGGCCCGAGAGGCGCUGCGGACGCGGGCGGAGAAGGAGAAAGGGAGACUCGCGGCAGAGCUGGAGAAGCUUCAGACAGAGCUCGACUGGAGAAGGGCCGAAGGCCAGGCUGAGUGGAGAGCAGCCCGGCAACACGCAGUGGACGUGACCCUGGAUCCGGCCUCGGCGCACCCCAGCCUGGAGGUGUCGGCAGACUGCAGGAGCGUGUCCUCCCGCGCGGCGCCGGGGGCCUCGGAGCAGCAGCAGCUCAGGGCCGUGAGCACAGUCCGCCCCCAGAACUGGCUUCGGAGCACAGUUUUCCAUGGCAAGGAAUCAGGUUCCUUGAGAAAUCCCGGCCUCAUAGCUGGGGAGGGGAAUCAGGAUGGAGCUAAGAGUUUGUGGUCAAACGUCUCGGGUGGGACCGUGGGACCGUGA